UUUCUAACUUUGUGCAUAUCCAUUGGGAAUACUUAUUACUCUAAACCUCUACUACUAAGGCAGAGCUACUGGGCUCCAGAUUACAACAGUAGAACCCAGGGGCGGACUGACAACUCAUGGGGCCCCCGGGCAAUAGGGGAUCAUGAGGCCCCUCUGUCCUUACCCAAACUCAAAAAAACCUAUGAAAAAGGUACCAGGGGCAUCCCAUGGGGCCCCCUACUGACCCCGGGCCCUCGGCCAGUGCCCGAGUUUCCAAAUGGUCAGUCCACCCCUGGUGGA
This is a messenger RNA of Staurois parvus, 279 nucleotides long. The record is from the annotation of a GenBank genome assembly. NCBI's taxonomy places the organism in Eukaryota, Metazoa, Chordata, Amphibia, Anura, Ranidae.